Molecule: messenger RNA, 747 nt
Organism: Gadus macrocephalus (Pacific cod)
Lineage: Eukaryota; Metazoa; Chordata; Actinopteri; Gadiformes; Gadidae
Product: TOG array regulator of axonemal microtubules protein 1-like
Exons: 4
Coding region: 1-747 (248 amino acids)
Biological process (GO): microtubule cytoskeleton organization
Cellular component (GO): cytoplasmic microtubule; cilium
Molecular function (GO): microtubule binding
Source: RefSeq, a predicted model, not a curated record
AUGACAUUAUAUUUUGUGGUACCCUCCAGGGAGCCCAACAGCAAGUACAGCUCCAAACCUCAGGGGCCCAUCAUCGAAGACAAGGCUGAGUACAUCAGGCAGCUCACCGCUCUGCUGGGGUCCAAGGACUUCAGGGAGCGCAUCAAAGGCAUCGACCAGCUGGUGGCCGACUGCCAGGACAACCCCAGCAUGGUCAUCCGCAGCCUGUUCCCGGUGUUUGACGCCUUCAGAGACCGCCUGCAGGAGUCCAACCGUAAGGUGAACCUGUACGCCCUGGAGGCCCUGCAGGGGAUGGUGCGCCUGCUGAAGGACGACCUGUCCGGGGUGCUCAACCACCUGGUGCCCGCCAUCGUGGACAACCACCUCAACUCCAAGAACCGCGCUGUGUACUCGGCCGCCACAGGGGCCCUCUGCGAGCUGGUGCUGAACCUCGACAACAGCCUCCUCCUGGAGCCGUUCUGCUUCAAGGCACGGGUUCUUAGCGGCCAAGCAAAGGUGGAUCUGACCGAGAGGGUUGCAGAGUUGGUGACGGAGCUGUACCCCCGCCGGCCCCAGCUGGUGGAGCAGAAGGCGCUGCCCCUGCUGUGGGGCCUGCUGGGCCCGUCCAGCGGCAGCGUGCACCGGGCGACCACCAGCCUGUGCCAAGCCCUCCACCAUCAGAUGGGGCCCGGCCUGCGGCAGAGCGCCGCCUCCCAGCCCCCGAGCGUCGGCAGGGACCUCAACCAGCUGCUGAGAACCAUGUCCUGA